ACCAUAAAUCCGGCUUAUAAAUGCAUAGAUGAAUGAAGUACUAUAUAAAUCAGGCAAGGCAUCCCAUGUUUCAAACACACAACUCAUAUCUUUUCUUAUAUAUAGAUAGAUAAGUCUAGUACAGUCUAAACAUUCUAUAUGCAAAACAAAAUGAUGAUGGGUUGGUUUCUGCGUCUGCUAUGUUUGGGUAUGAUGGUGUUCAUGGUGGUCAAUUCUUCUAGAACAAGUCCUAGUCCUAGUCCUAGCCCAAGUGCUAGUGCUAGUGCUAGUUCUAGUUCUGAUGAUAUAACAUGCAAAGAUGCCAUUACAAAAUUGAUGUCAUGUACAGGCUACUUAUCAGGCUCGGACCCGCCAACGCCGAGCGUUAGCUGCUGUUUGGCUUGCCAAGACGUAUUUCAAGCGGCCAACACCACCGCAGUGCGCAGAGACCUUUGUGUGUGUUUGAAGGAAGCUGCCAUUGAGUAUAAAAUUGUCCCUGACAGAGCUAAACAGCUUCCCCAACUUUGCAAUCUUCAAGGCCUUGACGUACCCCUUGACCCCAGCGUCGACUGCAGCACAAUUAAACUGUACUAAAAAGGGUAGAGAUGAUGGAAGUGCUAUUAAUUUGGUGGAGAAAAGAUGGCCAAAAUUUGCCCCCAACUAUAGCUUUCCCUUUUGUUAUCCUAGUUAUGCUUUGGAAAGGCUGUAUAAAUAAAGGGAUGAUUUAGAUUUCGAUC
Cannabis sativa is the source of this 716-nucleotide messenger RNA. Its product is annotated as non-specific lipid-transfer protein AP10. NCBI's taxonomy places the organism in Eukaryota, Viridiplantae, Streptophyta, Magnoliopsida, Rosales, Cannabaceae. The record is from RefSeq and is a predicted model, not a curated record. Gene Ontology annotation, biological process: lipid transport. Gene Ontology annotation, molecular function: lipid binding. Gene Ontology annotation, cellular component: membrane. Bases 139 to 573 code for a protein of 144 amino acids. The transcript has 2 exons.